This is a messenger RNA of Colletotrichum higginsianum IMI 349063, 1719 nucleotides long. Its product is annotated as Transcription factor. Lineage: Eukaryota; Fungi; Ascomycota; Sordariomycetes; Glomerellales; Glomerellaceae. Bases 1 to 1719 code for a protein of 572 amino acids. Gene Ontology annotation, biological process: regulation of transcription by RNA polymerase II. Gene Ontology annotation, cellular component: chromatin. Gene Ontology annotation, molecular function: DNA-binding transcription factor activity, RNA polymerase II-specific; RNA polymerase II cis-regulatory region sequence-specific DNA binding. The record is from RefSeq and is a predicted model, not a curated record. The transcript is spliced from 5 exons.
AUGCUCACAAGCUGUAGAUAUUCAGAUAGCUCGCUACAAAUGUCUUUAUUGCGAAAAAGCAUUUGCCAGACGACACUUCCAAAUCUGAAGCGAGGCCAGAAGCCCCGCGCAUGUGACGCCUGCUUCCACAGCAAGCAGUCAUGCGACACGCUAGAGGAAGCAACAUCAUCAUCGGUCACCAUUGGCGCAGGCUCUGCCCCCUCCUCAUUCUCAACUGGUACAACAGUUGGCGUCCCCAACAAUGACAAAGACCGCACCAAGAUCACCGUUGCCUUCCUUUUGGGUCUGACAAACCCGAACUCGGAUAACAUUCUCGAGUUUCUGGCCAACGAGGCGGCCUCCAGAACUGAGGGCGAAGGCACUGAUCCUAGCAUGAGACCCACCCCCCCUCAAUAUCCUCCCGGCACGCUGAUCGACGAAGACUUUACCUUCCUUCCAUAUGGCUUUGCAUCUAGCUUCGCCCCCGAGUUUAUGGACUUUCAGUCCCUAGAAACCCUUUCGACAGACACACUGCCCAGCACCACGGCCUCCCCGUUUGAACCCGAGAGUUGGAGCUCUCGCGCCGCUGAUAUCGUGUCUGAUUUACAUGAUGUUCAUAACAACCUCAGAGAAAUUGAUCCGUGGUAUGAUGGCUCCUUCAGUCUAGAAACCGCAGAGUCGGUGUUCUCGGCGGAAAAUCUGUGCAGCUUUGCAGCAACGUACUUCCGAGUCAGCCACCUCGACUUCCCCAUCGUUCACCGGCCGGAUUUUGGCACUGAACGGACCAACAAACUCUUGCUCCUGGCCGUUGGACUUUCCGGGUCAUUGAGAUCACCACCAAGUGAUGACGUUCUCGCUGCCCGCGGUUUCCUGAGUCUUGCCGAGGAGUAUAUAUUCCGCGGCUUGGCCAGAUUGAUGCCGCCCGGAUCAGCCCCCGAGUUCACCAUUGAGGUUCAGGAGACGUUUCAGGCCGCCCUCAUGAUCCAUUGCGUUCAGUUCUUCAGAAACGAUAUUUCGUCACGCAGAAAGAACCGGACUCAGCGCCUACCGGUCCUCGUCUCUGCCGUGAGGUGUCUGGGGCUGGCUCAGGUCAGGCAUGCGCCGAUCUUUCAGUACGAAGACUUUGUCCUCAACGAGACGAAAAUCAGACUGGCCAUAUGGACGGCACUGGGAGACUGGCAGCAGAGUGGCAUGUUCAACUCCCCGCCGUUGAUGACGCCCGCCGAGUUGACAUGCGACCUUCCAAGCCCACUGGAGCUCUGGGACGCGAAAAGUCCGACUGAAUACUUCGAGGCGGCACACGCUCUCGGGCUCGACGGUUCAAGACGGAUAUCUUCGGUCAAACAUUGCAUCGAUGCGCUGAUGCGCGACACUUGGAGCGGCAUAGGCAGCUUCCCCUUCCAGGAUAUCAACGGCCUCGAUUUGCAAGUCUUGAUUUUUGGGAUCAGUGGCAUGGUCCUCUCCGCCAAUCUCAUGGGAAUAUUACCCACAAGCGCCCAGGCCCUUCUGCGUGCCGUAUCCAGAUGGGAAACCAUGUGGGAAACCAUCCGGGGCCGCAUGGACCCUGCCGCAUUCGAGAAAGUUGGUAUGAUCCGGUUCAAUAGCGAGCUCUGCUGGGCGGCGAGGAAGAUCGUUCAAGUUGCCAUUUCAGGAGACAAAAGCUCUGCGUACAUGCAGAAAGUGGGACACGACUCCCUUGUGCAGCUUCAUGAGUUCGUGCGCCAGUACCGCGACAGUUGA